AUGGCGAUCUGCUUUUCUCCUUUAUCCGCCUCAUUUUCAGGCGGCGGAUGUCAGCUGAAGGCGCGUGAGAUGUGGUGGUCCAGCAACAGUCGGGCAGAAUCAGCAAAGCUCACUACCCAAAGCCCAAGGAAAAAUAUUCAACUGCGAACCAGACGCAAUUUCGCUAUUCGUGCUGAGUACAGUGAUGAUAGUAGGGGUGGAGGUGCUGAUUUUCUUGCUGGAUUUGUCUUAGGUGGUGCUGUCUUUGGGACUUUAGCUUAUGUUUUUGCUCCACAGAUUAGAAGAUCUCUACUUAAUGAAGAUGAAUACGGAUUCCGGAAGGCCAGAAGACCAAUAUAUUAUGAUGAAGGUUUGGAGAAGACCAGGCAGACCUUGAAUGCAAAAAUAAGCCAGCUCAAUUCGGCCAUUGACAAUGUCUCUUCGCGUUUGAGAGGUGGGAACAAUGUGCCGACGGUGCCAAUUAAAAGUGAUCCUGAAGUAGAAGCAACCAUAUUGGAGGAGAGCAGCAGUUAG
Prunus armeniaca (apricot) is the source of this 513-nucleotide messenger RNA. Lineage: Eukaryota; Viridiplantae; Streptophyta; Magnoliopsida; Rosales; Rosaceae. The record is from the annotation of a GenBank genome assembly.